This is a messenger RNA of Closterium sp. Yama58-4, 1467 nucleotides long. NCBI's taxonomy places the organism in Eukaryota, Viridiplantae, Streptophyta, Zygnematophyceae, Desmidiales, Closteriaceae. The record is from the annotation of a GenBank genome assembly.
AUGCACGAGGCAGAAGACGACAAACCGAGCGAGCUCGGAAACGACAACGCUUGUGACGCACAUGGUGACACUAGCGAUGAUGAUAUUGUCGAGGUGCCUCCUGCUGCUCCUCCCGUCUCCAGAGAAAGCCUAGACCCGUCGCAAGGAGACUCACCUGUUGCUCCAGUCCCGUUAAAAGACGCACUUAAUGACGCACUUAGUGACGCUUUACCCUGUGUCGCGGAGGCUUCAGCCUUUUCUCCCGUUCGCGUUCCCGAUUCUUCAUCCACCGCUGCCUCCACGACUGCUUCAACCGCCGCCGACACUUCCGCCGCUCCCGCCCCGUCCGCCGCUUCCACCGCGUCCGCCGCUUCCGCUCCGCUUCCCACUUCCGCCCCCUCCGCUUCUUCCGCCCCUUCCGCCGCUCCUGCGCCUUCCGCUCCUCGGGAGCCGGAGGAGGGCAGCGGGGAGGACGGCGAGAGCGACGACGACUGGGAGGGCAUAGAGGCGUCAGAGGCGGAGGAUCGAUUCUCGGCGGCGGCAGCUUUAGUGACGACCAUGGCGGCUACUGGAAACCUGAGGAUUGGAGAGGGGCUGCAGCUGCUUCUGUACGCGCUGUACAAGCAGGCGAGCGACGGGCCGUGCGAUGCUAAACAGCCCGCCGUGUACAACUUCAAAGCGCGGGCAAAAUGGGACGCUUGGAAGAAGCUGGGGAGCAUGAGUCAGGAGGAGGCCAUGGCGCAGUACGUGGGGCUGGUGGAGCAGAUGAUUCCCAACCCCAAUGAGGACUUGGUAAUGGCGCAGUACGUGGCGCUGGUGGAGCAGAUGAUUCCCAACCCCAAUGAGGACGAUGCGAUGGGUGCAGUGCGGUAUGUGGGCCUGGUGGAGCAGAUGAUUCCGAAUGCAGGUGAUGGUGAGCUUUAUGAAGAGAGAACCUAUGAAGAGAGAACCCCAGGCGAGGUGAGCUGUAUAUACGUGGGUGUGUGUGUGUGUGUUUGUGUGUGUGUGUGUGUGUCUGUGUGUGUGUGUGUGUGUGUGUGUGUGUGUGUGUGUGUGUGUGUGUGUGUAUUAUUGCAACACGUCUCAAAAGUAGCAGCAGCGGACGCUAGUGGUUCUGGCUUUGGUCGCCUGCAUGCGCUUGCUAGUGCUGACGUGGAGGACACGUCAGCAAUGGAGGAAUGGAUAAAGCAGCACCCCGAGGCUCUGGAACAGAGAGACGACGAAGGCCGGACGGCGCUGCACUGGGCAGCAGACAGAGGCAAGCUAGCCGUGAUUCGGUGCCUGCUGGCUCAUGGCGCUGAUGUGAACCAAACUGACGAUGAGGGUCAGACUCCCUUGCACUAUGCUACAGUGUGCGAGCACGAAUCAAUUGCAGAUCUUCUUCUUGAGAAUGGUGCCGAUCCAUGCCGCCCGGACAACGAGGGCACGUGCCCCAAGGACAUCCGCCCGGCCUCCUGGUCUGCCCCGGCUUGGACCGGGUCCGGCUGA